AUGACUCUUACCCCAAAGUUGUCGCUGCUGCUGCCACUGCUUUUUCUGCCCCUGCUGUGGGCAGGUGAGUGGGCCAGGGGCGGGGCGGUUGCUGCUGACCUUCGAUUCCCCACAGGGUCCCUGGAUCAGCGUUCAGUGUUCCGGCUGCAAGUGCAGGAGACCGUGAAGGUGCAGGAGGGCCUGUGUGUGCAUGUGCCCUGCAAAUUCUCCCACCCCCGACGAGAAUACACUGACGAUGACCCAGCUUAUGGCUACUGGUUCCAGGAAGGAAGUGAUCACAGCCAGGAUGUUCUAGUGGCCACAAACAACCCCGAUCGAGACGUGCAGGAGGAGACCCAGGGCCGAUUCCACCUCCUCGGGGACCCCCGGGACAACAACUGCUCCCUGGACAUCAGAGAUGCACAGAGAAGGGACUCGAGGACAUACUUCUUUAGGGUGGAGAGAGGGUCUUAUGUGAAAUAUAAUUACCUACAGAACCAGCUCUCCGUGCGUGUGACCGCUCUGACACAGAUACCUGACAUCCACAUCCAGGGGCCCCUAGAAUCUGGCCGCCCCAAGAACAUUACCUGUAGCGUGCUAUGGGCCUGUAAGAGGGGGACACCCCCCACCUUCUCCUGGAUCGGGGUCGCCCUCACCUCCAGGGGCUGCAAGACUCCCCACUCCUCCGUGCUCACCCUCACCCCGAGGCCCCAGGACCACGGCACCAACCUUACUUGUCGAGUGGCCUUCCCCGGAGCUGGUGUGAACACGGAGAGGACCAUCCAGCUCAACGUGUCCUAUGCACCCCAGAACCUGACCAUCAGUGUGUUCCGAAGAGAAGGAACAGGACCUGAGGCUCUAGGCAACGGCUCGUCUCUCCCAGUCCAGGAGGGCCAGCCCCUGCACCUGGUCUGCACCGACGACAGCAACCCUUCUGCUAGGGUGAGCUGGACCCGGGGUAGCCUGACCCUGCAGCCCUCACAACCCUCAAAUCCUGGGGUCCUGGAGUUGCCCCGGGUGGAACUGGGGGACCAUGGGAGAUACGUCUGCAGAGCUCAGCACCUGUUGGGGUCCCUGGAAGCAUCCCUGAGCCUCCUUGUGAAGAACCCCCCGAAGCUGUCUGCUCCCUCCUGCUCCUGGGAGGGCGAGGGGCUGCACUGCAGCUGUUCCUCCCGAGCCCAGCCGGCCCCCACCCUGCGCUGGCGGCUGGGGGAGGGGCUGCUGGAGGGGAACCACAGCAACGCCUCCUGGACCAUCACCUCCAGCUCGGCGGGGCCCUGGGCCAACAGCUCCCUGAGCCUCAGCGGGCCGCUGGGCUCUGGCCUCAGACUCAGCUGCGAGGCCCGGAACGCCCACGGGAAACAGAGCAUGGCUAUCCUGGUGCUGCCAGGUCAGGGAGGGAGACCAGGGCCCAGGACAGGUGUGAUUCAGGGGGCCAUCUGGGGAGCUGGAGUCACAGCCCUGCUUGCUCUCUGUAUCUGCCUUAUCAUCUUCUUCGCAGUGAAGACCUACAGGCAGAAAUCCAACCAGAAAGCAGCGUGCAGGGAUGGCGUCGAUCCAGCCUUGAAUACCGUCUCCCAGGAUCACCUGAGCAAACCCUGGUCAGACAGCCCCUCAGACCCUUUGCCCGCAGCUGGGGCCACCUCUCCCUCUGAGAAGGAGCAGGAGCUCUACUACGCCAGCCUCAGCUUCCACGGGCUGAAACCACACAACUUUCAGGAGCGGGAGACCCCUGAGUAUGCAGAGAUCAAGAUCCAGAAAUGACGACCCCAACCCGCCCCCUGCCUCCAGGAGGGCCAGCUCUGACUGGAGCCUGGACAGGACAUCUCUGAAGAAAUGUAUGUCAGACUCUGAUUCCUUAGAAGUUGACAGCCCUCUGAGCCAAAGUUUAUAAAUGGGAAUGUGACACUCCUUGGAGUGGCUGAAAGUCACAGAUUCCUGUGUUCAAACAUCAGGCAAGCCACUUCACCUCCCCAUGCCUUCCUGUGUUCCUUCCUCUGUAAAAUGGGGGAUAAUAUUCAUUGGGCACAUUGUUCAGUGGGAAAAAAUGCAUCAUUGGCAUUGUUAAGUAUAUCCUUAUGUGUCAAGUCUACCUCAGGAUGGAGGGAGAUAUCAACGUUUGAACAUAUAUUAUUUUGUCUUUUGUUUUCUUUUCUCUUUUUGGGGGGGGAGGUGUCAUGUAUUAUUUUUAAAAGUAAAUCUAUUUCUAAAUGUAACUCUCUGGCAGGAGUAGAUAUUUCUCAAUACAUGUAUCUAACAAACGAUUCAUCCGCAGUGUAAUAAGAAUACAUAAGGAUCUUCCGAAAAUCAGUAAAAAAAAAAAAAAGGCAGACAACCCAAUAAAAAAGAAAUAUUCAGAGGGCCCAUAGGCAUAUAGAAAGGUGGGUAACGUCAGUAGUUGUCAAGGAAAUGUGAGUAAAGACUCCAGUGCUGGGCCACUGAAAGGCCACCACAUUGGCUAAAAUAAUAAAAGCAAUUAUCAAGGGGCACCUGGGUGGCUCAGAUGGUUAAGCGUCUGCCUUCGGCUCAGGUCAUGAUCUCAGGGUCCUGGGAUCGAGUCCCGCAUCGGGCUCCCUGCUCCUUGGGAGCCUGCUUCUCCCUCUGCCUCUCUCUCUGUCUCUCAUGAAUAAAUAAAAAUAAAAAUCUUAAAAAAAAAAAGCAAUUAUCAAGAAUAUCAAGUGUUGAAGACAUUACACUAAGUGAAAUAAGCCAUCACCAAAAGACAAAUACUGCAUGAUUCCAGUUAUACCAAGUAUCUAAAGUAAUCAAAUUCUUUUUUUUUAAAUGUUUUAUUUAUUUAUUCAUGAAAGUCAGAGAGAGAGAGGCAGAGGCAGAGGGAGAAGCAGGCUCCCCGCCUAGCAGGGAGCCCGAUGUGGGACUCGAUCCCAGAACCCUGGGAUCAUGACCUGAGCCGAAGGCAGACGCUUAACCAUCUGAGCCACCCAGGCCCC
Messenger RNA from Mirounga angustirostris (Northern elephant seal), 2930 nucleotides. RefSeq names its product sialic acid-binding Ig-like lectin 5. The coding region runs from base 1 to 1743 and encodes 580 amino acids. The record is from RefSeq and is a predicted model, not a curated record. Gene Ontology annotation, biological process: cell adhesion. Gene Ontology annotation, molecular function: sialic acid binding. Gene Ontology annotation, cellular component: plasma membrane. The transcript has 8 exons. NCBI's taxonomy places the organism in Eukaryota, Metazoa, Chordata, Mammalia, Carnivora, Phocidae.